AUGAACCAGCUCCUGGCGGCGCCAGCCCAGUUUGAGGUGACUGCUCUCGCCCGGACCGAAUCCAUAAACAAGCAAAUCUACAAGGACCUUGCUGCACGCGACGCCUUGGUGAAACCGGCCAAUCUCCAAGAUGUCGGCGCCGUAGCCACCAUGCUUUCCGGCGCGGAUGUCAUCAUCUCGUUAUAUCUGCCAUACACCGUCAUCGACGUCGGGCUUUGGUAUCAAGUCAACAUUCCGCUUGUGCCCUCGGGCAGACUAGACGACCUCAUCGUGUUGGACGAUUCUGUUAUUUUCGGCGGCGGGAACACCAAAACGGGCCUGAUUGACAUUGAUGAUAUCGGCAGGUACGUUGCUCGUAUUAUUUCCGAUCCUCGAACUCUGAACAAGAUGGUUGCUGCUUUUGGUCAGGUGACUACGCAAAAUGAAAUCCACAGCAUCGUCGAAGAGGUUACCGGCGAGACCAUUCCGAGAAAGUACCGCUCUCGAAAAGACCUCGAGGAAACCAUCUCUGCAACGGUUGAAAAGCUCGCGCAAAACCCCAUCGAUGAGGCUUUGAUAAUGCAAAAGUUUAUCCUGGGAUAUGCAUGCAGUCGAGGGAUCCGGGAUGACAACAACCUCGACACUGCGAAAUAUCUCAGGUAUCUGGACGCAAAGGAGCUGUCCCCGGAUGUUGAAUGCACGUCUUUCCAGGAUUAUAUCCGCCAGUUGGUCGAGGGCAAGAGGGACGCAGCGGUUACACAGUCCGCCCUCUGCAUCCAGUCCACUUUGGAAUGA
Pyricularia oryzae 70-15 is the source of this 774-nucleotide messenger RNA. RefSeq names its product isoflavone reductase. The transcript is spliced from 3 exons. Bases 1 to 774 code for a protein of 257 amino acids. Lineage: Eukaryota; Fungi; Ascomycota; Sordariomycetes; Magnaporthales; Pyriculariaceae. The record is from RefSeq and is a predicted model, not a curated record.